This is a messenger RNA of Diuraphis noxia (Russian wheat aphid), 2835 nucleotides long. It is a transcript of the gene mas, whose product is annotated as trypsin-like serine protease domain-containing protein masquerade. The record is from RefSeq and is a predicted model, not a curated record. Gene Ontology annotation, biological process: proteolysis. Lineage: Eukaryota; Metazoa; Arthropoda; Insecta; Hemiptera; Aphididae. Gene Ontology annotation, molecular function: serine-type endopeptidase activity.
UUACAAACGUUUCACGCGGUCCGUCGGCAACAGACGUCACGAGCUGCGCAUCACGUCGCAUUGUUCAUCUGGUCCACGCCGACAAGUGUACGAGCCCUCCCGCCAUCCCUGGGCAAGCGCGCACGUGAACAACGAUCUUCACAUAGGUAACCUAUUAAAUAAGGGAAGUUUUCGCGAACGCACGGGGUUACCGUACUGCGACGCGCGCGAAACGAUACGAUAGUCAUGAAAACGUGCCGACACCUGCCGACCCGCAGCCACGCGACCCGCGGAAGACGUCGUUGACAGGUGUUCGAAGCCGUCGAACGCAUUCCGCCGCGGGCCAGUGUCCGUUUCGGGUGUGCAGCCGCCGUCCCCCCCGCAACCAGUACCACCGCUACGCGAUGGCCCGACCCGGCGUGGUGGCGCCCCUCAUCCAGUUGCUGCUGUGCGCGGCCGCUCUGCGACCCGCCGCCGUGAUGGUCAACGGCCAGGACGCAGACUCACUGGCCAGCAGCUUUUUCUCAGGUUUGCUGGACACCAUCACCAGUACGGCGGACAGCAAGGACUGCCCGGGCGUUUGCGUGCACACGCUGGCCACGCUCAUAUGCUACGAGGUGCUGGAAAACGUUAAGUGCCCCAGCCCGACGAUGCGUUGCUGCGUGGAACCUCCUCCGCUGCCGGCCAACGGCACGGCGGCCACCGUCAGCAAUAAGGUGGUCCAAACGACGCCGGCCGCGGGGUCCAGCACCCGGCCGCAACCGGUCUCUUCUAACAACCAACAGCAGAGGCCGGCUGUUAAUUCGUCGUCCGCGGACAAUCCGGGCAUCGUGUGUCCGGGAGUGUGCGUGGCCGAAAGGAUAGCCGACUACUGCGAAGCCGUUCUGAACGUGACGGAGAUGUGCAAGACGGGUCUGCGGUGUUGCGUGUCCAAGGACGCUUUUGCCGGCGCCGAACACCUGGUCGUGUUGGACAGGAACUCGACCAGGAUCAGCCUAAACAACGCCCCACACCGGCCACCGCCAUCGACGUCCACCACGACGACGGCGGCGACGACGACAGCGGCCGCGGACACCUCGGCGUCUGCGUCCGCGCCCGCGCCGCCGGUGGGCAGCAAACAGUGUCGCGGCGAGUGCGUCAGCGGGCUGUUCGCGCUGUUCUGCGAUGACGUGGACGCCGAAGCGUACUGUCCCGGUGACGACAGUAGUUGCUGCGUCACCGCGCCCGCCGACGGACAGUCGGGCCCGCAGCCACCGCCACCACGUCCCACCCAGCCGUCCAAACAAUCAUCGACCCGGCCACCGACGUCCACCACCACGGCCACGGGCCGGCCUUUACCCAAGUGUCCAGGCUUCUGUCUGCUCAACCUGAUGGCCGCGUUCUGCGAACGACCGUCAGUGCUGGUCUCGUACACGUCCACGUGUAAACAAGGCUCGGUGUGCUGCGACAACACCAAGGCGGCCGCACCGUCGUCCGCGCAUGCCACGCAAAAACCCAAACCCCGGCCACCCGCGCCCACCACCACCACGGUGGCCACGCCACCCGCACCUCCCGACGAACGGCCGGAGUGCCCGGGAUCGUGUAUCGUCCCUUAUUUGUCUUUCACGUGUUUCAGAAACGCUGAAAUGACGGACGUAUUCAAAUGCCGAAAACCGGGAACGCAGUGUUGUGCUUCGAAAACGCAAAUCCGAGAAGUCGUCGAACAGAAGACUGGCGUCAUCAACAACGUGGUUAAUCCACCGCAAUCCACACAUCAGACCUAUGGUGGGUUUACGCACAGAAACGACACCGUACCGCCGUUUAGGCCACACGUGCCGAGUUCGUUGCAAGUAUACACUCCGUCACCAGUCGACUAUUCGGCGAAUCCUACAGUGUCCACGUUGACCACGUCGAAUCCUGUACCUUCCAAACCGUCGACGUACAGCAAGUACGUGUGYGGUGUAAAAGGAACGUCCAGGACGAGGACGUCGAGGGUAGUCGGUGGUGAAGACGCRGACGCGGCCGAGUGGUGUUGGCAAGUGGCGCUGAUCAACUCCUUAAACCAAUAUCUGUGCGGAGGAGCAUUGAUCGGCACUCAAUGGGUGUUGACUGCUGCGCAUUGCGUUACAAACAUUGUGAGGUCCGGUGACGCGAUUUACGUGCGGGUGGGCGAUCACGAUCUGACCAGAAAAUACGGAAGUCCGGGAGCACAGACACUCCGGGUGGCCACCACGUACAUCCACCACAACCACAAUUCACAGACGCUGGACAACGACAUCGCCCUGCUCAAACUCCACGGCCAGGCUGAGCUCAAAGAUGGUGUGUGUCUGGUGUGCCUGCCGGCAAGGGGCGUCAGCCAUGCGGCCGGCAAACGGUGCACGGUCACCGGAUACGGAUACAUGGGCGAAGCUGGCCCGAUCCCGUUGCGCAUCCGGGAGGCCGAGAUCCCAGUGGUCAGCGACACUGAAUGCAUCCGAAAGAUAAACGCGGUCACCGAGAAGAUAUUCAUACUUCCGGCCAGCAGCUUUUGCGCCGGUGGUGAGGCCGGAAACGACGCCUGUCAGGGAGAUGGCGGUGGACCUCUUGUGUGUCAAGACGAUGGAUUUUUUGAAUUAGCUGGAUUGGUGUCUUGGGGUUUUGGAUGCGGCAGAAUAGAUGUACCCGGUGUAUACGUCAAGGUUUCAUCAUUUAUUGGUUGGAUCAAUCAAAUUAUAAGUGUAAACAAUUUGUAGUUUUAAACAUUCAAACAUUAGUUUGCAUUAAUUCAAAUUAAAGUCGAACAUUGUUUAGAUAAAUCUAAUUUAUCUAGUAAUUAUAUAGUAAUUUAUAAGUAAUUUUAAGCUAAAGCUUAAAUUCGUCAAUAGUUUAUUUAUUUAU